This is a messenger RNA of Eimeria tenella, 747 nucleotides long. RefSeq lists its product as uncharacterized. Gene Ontology annotation, cellular component: MKS complex. The record is from RefSeq and is a predicted model, not a curated record. Gene Ontology annotation, biological process: cilium assembly. Bases 1 to 747 code for a protein of 248 amino acids. The transcript is spliced from 4 exons. Lineage: Eukaryota; Apicomplexa; Conoidasida; Eucoccidiorida; Eimeriidae.
AUGCAGAACAGCCAGGGGUCGCUGGGCAACAUAAUUCCUUCGACCCGCUUGGCUGCUUCGGUGAACAGCCUGGCGAGUCAGGUGUCUGUACACCCCAAAGACCCGCAGCAGCAGCAGCAGCAGCAGCAGCAGCAGCAGCAGCAGCAGCGGAAGGCUGAUGGGCUGGCGCUGGAAGCAGCAGCAAACUCUCUUGCUGCUGUUGCCCAGCUCGCCAACAGCCGGCUGGCGGAGGCGUUGGAUUCCUACGUGUGGGAGCACCCCGUUGAGGCUCACUAUUUGCUGCAGUCGCUGACGGGGUCUUUGCAGCUGCUGCUGCUGCUGUGGCAGCAGCAGCAGGGGAAGCCGCAGCUAGCUGCGUACGGGCGAACUUGUGUGCCGCUGAGCUGCGGAGCGCACGAAGUCGUUUGCCCCACUUGGAGGCCCGCAGGACUCAGCGGGGAGGAACUGGCAGGCCGGCUGCUGGGGCAAGAAGAGGCGCUGGGGGAGUUGGCGUGGCUGUCUGGCAGCAGUUUGGGGAAGCAGCAAAUUGCCACGAGAGCAGCAGGAAAAGUGCUGCUGCGGCUGAGCGUGGCUAGCCGCUACUUCGCGGAGAACGGCAUCAGCAGCAGCAGCAGCAGCAGCAGCAGCAGCAGCAGCAGAGGGGCGGGCGCGGCGCCCGACGAACUCACGCAGCAGCAAAUCAAACACUGCAGCACACUCUUCGCCCACUACUUGAGGGCCGCAGCCGGCAACCAGCCAGCUAGCUAG